This is a messenger RNA of Juglans regia (Persian walnut), 884 nucleotides long. RefSeq lists its product as uncharacterized. Gene Ontology annotation, cellular component: Golgi apparatus. The transcript has 3 exons. The coding region runs from base 186 to 347 and encodes 53 amino acids. Lineage: Eukaryota; Viridiplantae; Streptophyta; Magnoliopsida; Fagales; Juglandaceae. The record is from RefSeq and is a predicted model, not a curated record.
UGAUCCAGGCCCGAUUCGGUCCAACUUUGGUACGCUGCCGAAACGCGGGCGUUCAAGAAACCUCACCGCCACCGAACCGAUCUCAUAGGAGAGAACAGAAUCCACGGAGAUUUCUCCGUGUUAGGAGUCUUAGGACAAACGUGGCCGCAUCGAAACGUUCCCUUUUGUAGCUUCAUCAUCCAAAAAUGCUCUUCGGGAGGUUGAUGGAGGUGGAACCGCCGAGCCCGGUGAGAUACAUAAUCGGAGCGGCGAUCAUGAUGAUCGGAGUUGUAUUUCCCGUUGGAUAUAUGAUGUUCCGAAACAAGCGUGUCUCCUCAUCCUCUUCCUCUUACUCCAAACAGACGUAGAGAGACUUUGUUGGAGGACGCUCUCUUCUCUGAGUGGUAGUAUGCAUAUUUUGUGGGUCAAUUGCCAUAAGCGGGAGAAGAUGAGGAGCUGUUCAAAAGCAUCUCAAACGAAAUUUGUUCUUUAGCGAGAGGGAAUGAUUAAUAUGCACUGAAGUUGGGGAUGAUGCAUAGACCAGGAAAUGAGUAUUCGGAACUGAGUAUUGGCGUUGUUGGCAUUAGAAGUGGACAGCUGCCGUACUUCGUGCACCUGAGAGUUAAGAUACGUUUAAACCUACGGACACAACCAACGAAAUUGAGUCCCGUUUGGAUGUUGAGUUAAGUUGAAGUGAGUUGAGUUGAAUUCUUUAUGAAUAUUAAUGAGUUGAGAUGGUGGAGUAAGUUUUGCAAGACCCACUUAAGAUGAGCUUAGAUGUGUUUGAAUGUUAAGAUACAUUUAUAUGUAUUUAUGAAAAGUUGAAAAAAUUAUGGAUUCCACAUGUAAAAAAGUUUUGAAUUGAGAUAAGUUUAACGAUUUGAUAGUUGAGUGUUUGAACGUUA